Biomphalaria glabrata is the source of this 816-nucleotide messenger RNA. RefSeq names its product histidine-rich protein PFHRP-II-like. The coding region runs from base 1 to 816 and encodes 271 amino acids. The transcript is spliced from 2 exons. The record is from RefSeq and is a predicted model, not a curated record. Lineage: Eukaryota; Metazoa; Mollusca; Gastropoda; Planorbidae.
AUGGUUGCUUAUUCUACAGCUUCUGCCACACAUGCAGCCACACAUACAGCCACACAUACAGCCACACAUGCAGACACACAUGCAGCCACACAUGCAGCCACACAUGCAGCCACACAUACAGCCCCACAUACAGCCACACAUGCAGCCACACAUGCAGUCACACAUGCAGCCACACAUACAGCCCCACAUACAGCCACACAUGCAGCCACACAUACAGCCACACAUACAGCCACACAUGCAGCCACACAUGCAGCCACACAUGCAGCCACACAUACAGCCACACAUACAGCCACACAUGCAGCCACACAUGCAGCCACACAUGCAGCUACACAUGCAGCCACACAUGCAGCCACACAUACAGCCACACAUGCAGCCACACAUGCAGCCACACAUACAGCCACACAUACAGCCACACAUACAGCCACACAUGCAGCCACACAUACAGCCACACAUACAGCCACACAUGCAGCCACACAUACAGCCACACAUGCAGCCACACAUGCAGCCACACAUGCAGCCACACAUACAGCCACACAUGCAGCCACACAUACAGCCACACAUGCAGCCACACAUGCAGCCACACAUGCAGCUACACACGCAGCUACACAUACAGCCACACAUACAGCCACACAUGCAGCCACACGUACAGCCACACAUGCAGCCACACAUGCAGCCACACAUACAGCUACACAUGCAGCCACACAUACAGCCACACAUGCAGCCACACAUACAGCCACACAUACAGCCACACAUACAGCCACACAUACAGCCACACAUGCAGCCACACAUACAGCAUUGAGAACAUUUUCCCAGUGA